GGGGGGGGGGGGAGCACAGGGUCCCCCCGGGAGGGAUGCUCUGCACAGACCCCGCUCCCGCGUUAAAUGAGCUCGGAGAGCGCAGAGAAGCAGCUCAAGAGCCGGCAUUGGGGACCCAGAAACGAUCUUGCAGCAGACACCCAAGGAUCAUCACACCAUGACGCUGGCUGCUUACAAAGAGAAGAUGAAGGAGCUGCCUCUCGUCUCCCUCUUCUGCUCCUGUUUCCUCUCGGACCCCCUGAACAAGCCAGCAUACACGUAUGAAGCAGACACGGUAGACCUCACCUGGUGCGUCAUCUCUGACAUGGAAGUCAUCGAGCUCAACAAGCGCACCUCCGGGCAGUCCUUUGAGGUCAUCCUGAAGCCCCCAUCAUUUGAUGGCAUCCCUGAGUUCAACGCCUCCCUGCCCAGGCGGCGCGACCCAUCCCUGGAGGAGAUCCAGAAGAAGCUGGAGGCAGCAGAGGAGAGGAGAAAGUACCAAGAGGCUGAGCUGCUGAAGCAUCUGGCAGAAAAGCGGGAGCAUGAGCGGGAGGUCAUCCAGAAGGCCAUUGAGGAGAACAACAACUUCAUCAAAAUGGCCAAAGAGAAGCUGGCACAGAAGAUGGAGUCCAACAAGGAGAACCGUGAGGCCCAUUUAGCGGCCAUGCUGGAGCGCUUGCAGGAAAAGGACAAACACGCAGAAGAAGUGAGGAAAAACAAGGAGCUCAAAGAAGAAGCCUCCAGGUAAAGAGGCAAUGGCUGGACUGACAGCUCCGGGGAGGUGGCGGAGGCUGCUGCAGCGCAAGGUUGGAUGUUGGAAGAGUGGACGUUCCUCUGCUUUCUUUGUUCGUGAAUGUAAAGAGUUGACCAGUGAAGCCAUCCUAUUUGUUUUGGGGAGGGUGGGGAGGGAGGAGAAAGAAGGGAGGGUUGGCCAGGAGAGAGGGUGCCGGCUUCGGGAUGCCCACCUUCUUGGUGGGUCUCACACACCGCCCGCCAACCAGGUCUGGAAGAGAGAGCUGAGGGCUGGUGAAGAGGAGGAUAUGGCCCCCUCAGGGAAAAGAUGGUGGGGGAAGAGUGGGUGGGGAGGGAAGGGGCGGGGAAAUGUGCAUUGUGUGUGACUUUAAUUUGGUGCUGGGCAGGCAGAGUGGGCAGGUGGGCAUCCCUCCAGCUUCCUUUCUUUCUCUUUGUCCCACCCUACUGAUGGGCAGCAGCAUCUCUUGGUGUCCCUCCCUCCCUUUUUCCUGCCUCAGUUGAAGGCCUUUUGCCCAGAGCGGGUGUUAUUUGCCCAUAGACCUUACAGAACCAUUUUGGGGAAGGGGGAGAAGAGACCUUCCCCACUGGAGGUGGUCGAAGAGAGAGGCUGGCUUUCUCCAAAGGCUUUAUCUGGCUGUAGGAAAUGCCGAUUGUCCAUUUCAAGGGUGGAAUUGAGAAGCCAACCUGACUUCCCAAAAGAGCUGGGUUUUUUUCUUGUCUUUUUGAAAAUUCUUGGUUGAAAUCCCCCUUUCUGCUGUAGAGCAGCUGGAAAGCCACUGACUUUUAGAGGUGGCAGCUCAUUUGAAAAGGGAGAUCACCCCCAUGAGAGAGCAAGAGCAGGAGAGGAAAACAGGACAGGGCUGUGGAAACCAUGAUGGAAGGGAUGGGGAAAAACAAGAGGGAAAGAGGAGCUGGGGAAGGUGAGGCUGGAGAGCCAGAGGUGGGAUGGAGA
Messenger RNA from Cuculus canorus (common cuckoo), 1684 nucleotides. It is a transcript of the gene STMN4, whose product is annotated as stathmin 4. Gene Ontology annotation, biological process: microtubule depolymerization; regulation of microtubule polymerization or depolymerization; neuron projection development. The record is from RefSeq and is a predicted model, not a curated record. Gene Ontology annotation, molecular function: tubulin binding. The coding region runs from base 158 to 727 and encodes 189 amino acids. Gene Ontology annotation, cellular component: cytoplasm; neuron projection. The transcript is spliced from 6 exons. Lineage: Eukaryota; Metazoa; Chordata; Aves; Cuculiformes; Cuculidae.